UUAGAACUCUGGGGAAAACUCAAAGAAAAUACAGAGAGUUAAGAGUGCUGAAAGUGCUAGCUUCAAUACCUUCGCUUUGUGAGGGUUGGAGUCUUUUUAUACCGGAGCUCGGUCACAUCAGGUGUAACCUUCGCUUCGUGAAAGUUGUAGGCUACUGCUACUGGCUGCUACUGCAAGGUACGGACUUCGACAGACAUGCCAUGCUUUUUAGAGACGGCAGGCAGAACGCCGCCUGGCAAGUGAUCCGAGCACUAGCACUGGAUCCGGUAGGUACGGAUGUUAGGCAAAUCUCCCUGCAAUCUGCCGAGCUACCGUACACCAAACUACCUGGGGCAGAUUUGUCUUGCACCGAGGUGUCGAGGUACACCGAGGUGGCCACAUUGGAGGUGAGCCUUAAGCAAAUUCGAACAGGAAUCUUGACGGUGUUGCCCCGAGGUGUUUCUCCCUCGGGACACUUAGCCAAAAGCCGGGGUGCAGGGAGCGCUUGGGGCCCCUUAGGAGGGAGCUCGGGUCCCAAGAGGAGCUCGGGCCUUGAGAGGAGUUCGGGAGAUCCCACACUUGGUGGGAGUCAAGGUUGGUCGGGCGCUAGUCCCCGGCGAGUCGCUUAACCCGCCAAGCGGCCAAUGUUGGACUCGGCGGGUCCCUCUUGUCGAGUCACGGUUGUGUUGUUAGGCUGAGCUGUUCGUCGAUCCAGGUCACGCACAAGUGUCCCUAUGCUACGAGGUCGGGCCAAAUCACCCUCCAUCAAUUGCCUCCCACUCCCCGUGCUAGGGGUGCUGACCCAGCGUAGGGAGUUCACGGUGCACUGGGUGGAUUUGGCUCGACACUUAUGCCACCCUAUCGGGCAACCCAUUGGCCAGACCGAUCUGGCGCUCAGUUCACUCGAAAGGAAAAACCCGGGCUGUGUACAACUCACGCGCGGACGUCACGCUAUCUGAACUUCGCGGACGCCAAAAAACGCGCUAAAUUGAUUUCACCUCGUGAGCCUCGCAACCGAUUUUCUUGAGAACCGUCAGAUUGCUUUGAUCUUGACCGUUGGUGCCCGGGCCUAGCAGCUAUAAAUAGUGGGGGACCCUGGUCAUUUUCUUCCACCACUAAGUAUCCUUCGUCUAGCUUGAGCUCGCGUUUGAAGUCUUCAGCUCGGGUCUUCUAACUCGUCCAGUUCUAGUUCGGUUGCGUUUUUUCUCGGUGAGUCCCCGAGCCCCCCUUUCUCCUUUUUCAGUUCAUUUCGUUCAAUGUCUAGCGGGGAUAGUCUCUCAAACGAGCCCGAGGUGGGUACCUCGGGUCAGGGUGACCCUGCUGUUGUCCAGCCUUCCCACGAGGCACGGGUGACCUCGGGUAGGCUGGCGUCCACCUCCCACCGAGGUCGGGUGUGAGAUCAGUUCGGUCCGUCCACUAUGACGCUGGAGAGACUUCAGCACCUCAUCCAACACUUCAACCUACCUCAGGAAUACUUAUAUAGUCUUCCUACUAGCAACUUCCCUUGGGAGCACGGUCUGGAUGAGAUCGUGAUCUUUAGGGAGCAACUCGUCGGUGGGCAUCGUCUCCCUCUUCACCCCCUUAUCCCCGAGGUGUUGAGACGCUUUAACGUCACGUUGGACCAGCUCCACCCAAACUCUAUUUGAAACGUGGUCGGGACUAUCUCCCUUUGUUUCAAAUACAACCUUCCCUUAGAUAUAGAUAUCCUUUGUUCUAUUUUGUCAAUAAAGAAGAGCGCCUUGGGCAUUCUCCCCGAGCACAGGCGGACCUACUAUCUGUCACCUCGCCCGAGCUUCAAAUUGUUACAUAAAUUCCCAAGCAAGGUCCCGGCCUGGAAGCGAGACUACUUUGUAGUCUCAGAGCAGCACGGGGUGGCCCUUCCUUACUAGCUGGAGGGUGGCUACUCAAGACCCCGACAUUACUCUCAACGGGAAGACGAGGGAAACAUUCCGCUCAUGGGCUCAGGUUGAGUUUGAUCACAAAGAUUACAUCGCCGAAGAGAAGCUCAUUCAGGUCGGUUUGAGCCCGGGUAGGUCUAUUUUUACCUUAGCGUCUUGCUUAAUCAGCUAAGUGUUUUCGAGCUUACUGACGCCGAGCUCUAUUGUAGGUCCCAUGGAGGAAGAGAGGAUUACCGGUCAGAGGUCCUUCGCCAAAUGAAGAAGAGGAAGAAGCAAGCCGCCAAGAAGGCGCGCAUAGAGCCCCCAAGUACCCCCACCCCUGAGCCCGACCUCCCACAGGUUCUUUCUUCGGGGCCCGAGCACCCACAGGCUCCCAUCUCGGAGCCCGAGCUCCCUAAUGCCCCUCCAGUGAUUGAUUUGGAGGGGGACUUACCAUCUCAGGGGCCUAUGGUGGCGGCAGAGCCGGUCGUUGAGCCAGCUGGGGCUGCUGCCGAAGUUCCUAAUCCCACCGAGGCUGCUGCUGAGGCUUCCGAAGAAUCGGCUCAUCAUGCUGCUGAGACGACGGUGUCCAGCUUGGGGAGCCAGGAGGAGGAGGAGAGCAUCCUGAUCCCCCAGUGUAGCCUCCAAAAAAGUAAAGGGGCUGUCUACCCCGCAGGGGUUACAGACUGGGCCGAUCUCACCCCUGGUCAACUCGGGGCCCGUGCUGCAACCCACGCUAUGGUGGUGAACACCGCCGUGCACUCGUUGACCCUUCUUCAGUCUGACAAAUAUCUGAAGUGGGCUUUGGCUGCUGAGGAGUCAUCUCGCGUAGCUCAUACUGAUCUGAGGGCAACUCGGUGUAAGAUCCAUCAGUUGGAAGGUGGCGCUGCAGCUCAGAAGAGCUUCAUUGAAGUUCUACUAUCAGAGAAGGAGGAGCUAGCCCGCGAGAGGGACAGGCUGAAGGCUGAGGUGGACGGGCUCAGAGCAGGCCAGGAGGCCUUAAAGCUUGAGGUGGAGAGCCUCAAGGCGGGUCAUGAGGCUUCACAGCUCGAGGUGCAGAAACUUUAGGAAGCCAAGGGGGCCCUAGAGCACGAGGUGGAGUACCUCAAAGCUGAUAUUAAGGAGAAGAUUGAGAUCUUCGAUCAAGCUUUUGGGGAGACGAAGGCCCAAGCCGUCAUCGACUACGUCAAAUCAUCUAGGUUUGACGACGUAAUGUCGUAGGUCUACCGUAGGGGGUUUAAGCUCAGCAAGUGGUUGAUAAGGCAUACAUACCCCGACCUCGACACAAGUGCCAUCACCACCUGGAGGAUCACAGACGACAUGGCCCACUAGUCCAUGGAUGACCCAGACUCCAAAGAGGAGGGUGGCGAUGAGGAGGCUGGUGCUACCGACCUGGCUAACACCCUCGAAGAGGCUCCGAGUGAAGUCGACAAGCCUUCGAAGUAGUUGUGUGCUCCUUGUACUCUGGGCCUGCGAGCUCAGUUUUACUUUCUCUUUUUCUUGAUCCUUUGUACUGAGGUUUUCGUAAUGGAAGCACGUAUUAUGUAAUGAAAGUACAUAUUUUGCCAAGUGUUUGUGUAAUUCUCUUCUACCGAAGUGUUUGUCUUAUCCCGAGCUAUCGAGCUAGCAAGUUUAGUUCUUGAGGUGGGCGUCCCUUUACCGCUGUCACCCCGAACUGUUUCUCUGUACUUAGUAGGGGUGACCAUAAGAUUUUACAACAUACGCCGAGGGGGACAUAGUAAGGCGCGUGCCCGACCUGUCUACUUGGCUACUUAGGUUGGUGUUUACCCCUAUCAGCGUAUACCGAGGUAGGCUAAGCGUCAGGGAGUUCGUACCCGUGACGCCUUUUGUCCUUGGCAUACUAAGCCUAUGCUGGCGAGACGGUUAAGUCAUGCAUAGCGCCGAGGUCUUCAGUUAGCUCGGCGCGUUGGCCCUUAGGCUAGAGGGAGCGACUCGUGGUCUACUCAGUUCGGUGAUAUAUGGGUAAUAUUGUCUUAGGUUGACAAUAUUCCACGCUCGAGGUACUUGUCUCCCUUCUAGGGUCUCGAGCUUGUACGUUCCUUUCCCGAGCACUCGCUCGGUAGGGUCCUUCCCAGUUCGGCCUAAGCUUGCCAACACUGGGCUCAGG
Molecule: messenger RNA, 3984 nt
Organism: Nelumbo nucifera (sacred lotus)
Lineage: Eukaryota; Viridiplantae; Streptophyta; Magnoliopsida; Proteales; Nelumbonaceae
Source: RefSeq, a predicted model, not a curated record